Molecule: messenger RNA, 2811 nt
Organism: Sclerotinia trifoliorum
Lineage: Eukaryota; Fungi; Ascomycota; Leotiomycetes; Helotiales; Sclerotiniaceae
Source: the annotation of a GenBank genome assembly
AUGAUUCGGACUGGUACCUCUAAAAGUUCAACUAUCUCUCGAUCAAUAACGACUGGGAAAGGUACAAGCAGCUCAGAAAAACCCUCUAAGACGACCACAAUUAGCAAGUCCAGAAGUAGCACUUCAGAAACCAAAUCAAAAACCACCUCAAGCAGCAGUUCUGGAACUAGAGGUAUAACCACAAAUCCCACAUUUACAAGCGAUACUGUCACGGGUACAAUUACCUCUGCUCCAUCAGGAUUUAGUGCUCUAACACUUUCGGGCACCAAGUCUUAUACAGAAAAUGAUCGGGUUACUACAACAGGAUCAGACAGCUGCUCAACAUUAUUACCUCUUGUUAUCGUACGGGGGGGACGUGGUGUUGUUUUCUGGAAUUUACCACAAAUACCACAUGUUGAGUUUUCUUUGCCUGGGCUACCCAAGAUUCACUUGCCAUGUAUCAGAAUUUUUGGGGCUUCUAUUGGAUUGUAAAUCUCCUCCAAGUAGCGAUGGAGCUCCACCGGAUAAUGGUGAGCCAACUAGUAAGGGAACGAAAACAACGUCGGCCACAAAGACGUCGCAUUCUGCCACUACUACUAAGACAAGCUCAUCCUCCUCACGCUCCUCAUCAAGCUCUUCAGCAAGCUGUACUGUCACGAAGACUGCAUCUGAUUGUUUAAUUGUGUCAGUAAAACUUCUAGUGUCUCGGUAAGUGUUAUCAGCCUCAUAAGCUCACCCUUUUAAUCCCAAAUCAAAAUCAUAUUAUGAUUACGUCUUCUGCUUGUACUUGCCUGCUUCUUUGGAACUUAUCUUCUCUCUGAAAUAUGUAGUCAAUAUGAAAAUACUAAUUAUUUAAUUAUUUAGUGCGCUACAGCAUGUUCAUCAACAGUCACUGGCUGCUCGGUCCAAGGGACUACAACCACAACAAGGUGAGCACAAGUUACGCUUCCAGAUAUUAGGACCUGGAAUUUCAAUAUCACACGUCUUCUUUGUCUGCUCAUUCAACCUAGACGACAUUUAUCUCUCCUUUUAAAUAGUUACUAAUCACACCGGUGCUUAGUGUUACUUCGGUUUGUACUGCUACCGCGUGUAUCGGGGGUUGCAUUCCAGGGCCUACCCAAGGAAAAAACGUACCAUCAUAUACUACGCCUGAGCCCGUCACAACCGAUCUUGAUUUAAGGAGACAUAACAUAGCCGGUAGAGUUCCUCUCGACAAGCGCGGGGUAACAUCCGAUAUCCUUAGUCUCGGUGGCUGCACAAUGGCUAAAAGUCUCACUCAACCUGCUUGGCCUGCGAUUACUAAAGAUAUAAUGGGUCCUGAUGGCAAAGGAAAGUUGGUGGCGAGUUAUAAGUCCAUAUCCAGAUACGAUCGGGCUACUAAUAUUGGCUGUGUCUUUACUACUACGAGGUUAGAUGUAGCAGCGUUCACUAAUGCUCCUGCUUUUACGGAUUAUUCUGGGAAGGUGUAUAAGAAUAACAAUGAUGGUAGUCUUGAUCAUGCUUGUAAGUACAUGGUCCAGAGAAUGAGUUGUGCGUGACGAAUAAUCACUGACAAGAACGUUGUCCAGACGAGAAAGCUUGGCUAGAACAAUUUUUCGAUACUACUUUCAAAAAUCAAAUUGACGCUGGCAAGAUCAGUUGUUCCGAAAUUAAUCAAAUUUUCUUCCCUCCUGGCUGCACAAAAUUAUUACAACCCAUCUUCGAUGGACUUGCAAGCAAUGACAGCCUAGACUUUAUCAUCAUGUCCCAGUAUAUUAAUGGAUGGAAAUCCAUAUUCUUUCCUGAACCUGGAGCAAAAUUUUACCAAGAAUAUCUGACCUCGGACUGGUUGAUUCCAGCGACUGGUGGUGAUGCUGGUUGGAAAUGGCCUAGUGGACAUACUAGUACUCAAUUUUCGGCAAAAGAUGCUCUAGUCGUUAUGUUGGGUUAUUUUGAGAAAGUUCUUUAUGGUUCGCUAGAGAUGAAGGCGGCUAAUAUGUGGAUUUGAUUGAUAAAACGAAUAAUAAAAUUUAUGGGCAACUGUAAGUGAUUCAACUAAUGUACAUACCUAUCUCUAUUUACUGAUAAUCCGCUCAUAGAUUAAAUGCCCACGACAAAAUUAUCAAACAAGACAACAUAGCACCUUAUAAAUCCGCAUUCCCCGGUACAGACGGCAUCGCAUCAGCAUACAAAGAUUUCAUGACCAAAACAAUCCUUCCACAAAUCAACGCACCACCAAAAUAUCUCACAAAUUUAUGGAAAAAUAGGAUCAUGCCUGAUAUUGCCAAUGCGAAGAAACUUAAAGAUGUAGGCACCGAUUUAGCAAAUACUAAGAACCCAGGCAAACAUCUUCCCGAAUGGACAAAGAUUAAUAACCUCAUAACAGCGCAUGAAAGCCACUACAAUCCUGGUGGGACUUACUCUUGGGAUUAUAAGUUUGCUUUUACAUGGAAUGCCAUCCGCAAACGAAGUGAUGGACUAGAUGAACGACAAGAUUGCUCCGUCGAAGUUACCCCAACCCCAACAUUGAAACGUACCUCUUCCAGAACCAGCACCAGUAAACUCUCAGGAACAAGUAAACCAAGAUCUUCCACACAAAUAACCCCGACUCUAGAUACUUCAAUUAGUCGUUCUACAUCAUCUGCCAAUUCUCAAACACUUUCGUCGGCUAUUACUUCGAGUCCUUCAGCUUCCACUUCCCUCUUGUCUUCAUCUAUACCCAUCUCAAGCAGUAGCUCAAAAUCAUUGAGCUCUUCUACAUCUUCAAGUGCUCGUGCACUACCGAGCGAAUGUCCUUUGUGUUGUGAAUGCUUUGACGAUUCGAAUGGUGGUUGCAAUUGUUUGUGUUCAUAA